UUCAGAGCAUGGAUGGAGAAAGGUGUGUGCAGCAGUAGCACCGACUCCUGGGUCUGCAGGGUUGUCCUGAUUUUCAGUUGAAUAAAGAACAAAAGAAAUGGCGUCUGCAAGAUCACUGGGACAGCGACGCCGGAGCUCGCUAUUCCGGAGCCGUGACGAGGAGGAUUGUGAAAAAGUACGCGCUCAAGAGGACGGAUCCUCUGCUUUUACGCAGCUCGGCGGCGUGCUCGGAGAUGCGGGAGACGGACUUGGGAACGUCUGUGCUCAGGAACAGGUCAAGACCAGCCUGCCGCGUCCCAAGGUGAUGAGCGCCGAGGAGCGCGAGCGUCUUCGCGCCCUUUUCCACGCCUACGACGCGGACCAGUCGGGCAGCAUCGAGAGGGGCGAGUUCUUCACCAUCUGCACCGAGCUGCACGUCAGCCCCACCGAGGCCGAGCGCAUCUUCAACCAACUGGACGUGGACAAGGACGGCACCAUCACCAUGGCCGAGUUCAUCAACGGCUUCCACGACCGACACCAGCAGCCGCCGCCGCCGCCGCCGCAGGACGACGAGCAGGGGCCGAGCACCGCCGCGUGGGAGGACUUCGUGGCCAGGCUGGGCGAGCAGAGCAAGUUCGUCCCCAAGCAGGAGCAAGUGGCGACGCUGUACCACAACAUCAGUAUGAAUGAGCCCAGGCUUGUUCCGCAGCUGGAGAAAGUUCUCCUCUGCUUCACCAAGGAGAUCAAGCAGCAGAACUCUGAGAUGGAGAACCUAGCAUUGGCCAUCAGGCGUGCGCAGGACCAAGCCUCCAUGCAGCUCAGCGAGAUGGAGGAGGAAAUGGACCAACGCAUACAUGCUGCUGAGAGGAAAACACGAGCCCAGGAGAAGAAGCGAGCGGAGGACGAGCUCAACGAUUUGAGAAGAGGUUAUGAAACUGAAGUGUGUGAGCUCCAGUGUAAGAUCCAGAGGAUGCAAAUGAUCGAGGAGAAGUACAAGAACAUCACCGUGAAGGACGAGAGUCCCGGCCUGAAGAAGAAGAUCAACGAACUCACACUGGAUAAUCAGCGGUUAAAACAGGAACUGCUCAGAUCUCAGACCAAAGUGGCGUGUCUGCAGAGCGACAUGGACUCGCUCAAGAACGAGCUGACAGACCAAAGCAUGAACUCAGAGAGAGACGAGGAGCUCAUGGAGCAGUUCUCUGACGAGCGCGACAUCCUGGAGAGUCAGAUUGACAUCCUGCAGACAGCCAACAGGAAGCUCCACGACAGCAACGACAGCCUGAGAGCUGCAUUGGAGAGGCUCACUAAGUCCGGUAACAGCGGGUCAUCGGGUAACACAAAGAACCAAGGCAGAAGUAAAAGCAUCUGUUACACUUCCCCGUACGCUUUGGACAGGUUCUGCGAGCGCCCGGACGACUACCCAAUAUUCGGCCGCCGGCCCAGCAGCGACUCCUUGGCGUUGGCGCUGUGCGACCCGGGGCUGCGGAGGCGCAACAGCAGCGAGUGCGAGGAGGACAGUCUGCCCGAGAUCUACAUGGACAGCGGCCUGUCCACGCUGCGAGGAUCGCACGGUGGUUACGACUCUGAGCAGGAAGCCAAAGGCCUAGAAGAGGAGGACGAGGUGGAGGAUAGGGGGAAGAAGAAAAUGGAGUUCACUGACAGCCUGAUUGAAGAAACGUCUGACGCUGAGCCACCAGAGACGCAGGAUGUCGAGUCAGCAUUUGGCUCGGAUGGCAGUUCAGUUUUGGACUGGAAGCCAUCUGAACCCAUUCCCGUAUUCGCAUCUGUGCCCCCGCCCACACCGGAGGCCCCACCCACACCGGAGGCCCCACCCACACCGGAGGCCCCGCCCACCCGAAAACCCAUCAGUGCCAUCAGCGUGAAGCCACCAGAGACGCAGGACGUCGAGUCGGCAUUUGGCUCAGACAGCAGUUCAGGUUUGGACUGGAAGCCAUCUGAACCCUUUCCCGUAUCAGCUUCUGUGGCCCCGCCCACACCUGUGGCUAUGCCCACUCGAAAAGCCAUCAGUGCCAUCAGCGUAAAGAAGGAGGGCAGGUCCGAUCUUGGCUACAUGACAUCAGAAAAGGCCUACAGGAUUGUCCUGGCGGGGGACGCCGCUGUGGGAAAGUCCAGCUUCCUGCUUCGUCUUUGCAUGAACGAAUUCAAGAUGAACUCCAACGCAACCCUCGGCGUUGAUUUCCAAAUGAAGACGCUUGUAGUGGACGGAGAGCCCACUCUGUUGCAAAUUUGGGACACCGCCGGACAGGAGAGAUUUCGCAGUAUCGCAAAGUCGUAUUUCCGGCGAGCGGACGGUGUGUUGCUGCUCUACGAUGUCACGUGCGAGAAGAGUUUCCUGAGUGUGAGGGAGUGGGUGGACAUGAUUGAGGACAUGUCUCAGGAGGACGUCCCCAUCAUGCUGAUUGGUAAUAAGUGUGACCUCAGACAAGAAGCAGCCAACUGUGUCCCCACCAGCUAUGGAGAGAAACUAGCUAUGACAUACAACACUCUCUUCUGUGAAACCAGCGCCAAAGAUGGCUCCAACAUAGUGGAAGCUGUGCUGCAUUUAGCCAGGGAGGUGACCAAACAUGCCACGUUUGAUGAAAAGUGUCACUCUCAGUCACUGCCAAACUUGGACGCUCCCAGGAAAAAACCCAACUUCUCCUGCUGCACUUGAUCGACUCGUCAGGCCUGGACUUUUUUUUAUUGGGCCCGAUGAGGACAAACGGGAGAUGGAAUGAGACAGAAUGUUAACGGGACUUCAGUGAAAUGAACAAGGCUUUUGCACAGGAAGCGGAAUUGCAGCAGAAAUUUUUGCUUCUCCUUUUUGGUCAUUCCAUGCUUUUUUUGGAACGUUUGCCAUCAUCUCGUGUCGCUUAUUUCGCGCAAUGUUUGCAUGCAUGAAGAGAUGUCGUCGCAGAAGGAAAGAGGUGUGAAGGCAAGUAGCGCAAAUGCUUUGAAUUAUGGCCACGGCAACAGAACCAAUGUUGCAAUAAUCAGCCAGCGUUAACAGAACACAUUUUUACACCAACUGCAACCCAUUUUAAAGUGCAUUCAGAGGUCCAUAUAAGUCACUUUUUUUUUUUACCUCAAAUAAUGCUCUGGAGUGCAUGAGAAAGGGGGAAAAAUAGCUGUUUUUGACUAAGCUGUCAUUAGUUUUAAAGUAUUAGUAUAUAUAUAGUAUAAAGUAUUGGGGGUGUAACGGUACACAAACAUUUCGGUUCACGGUUCGGUUCAUUUUCCGUACAGUAAGAAAACAACAAAAUAUAAAUGUUUUGGUUAUUUAUUUACCAAAUUUGUAAACAAUGGCUUUAUCCUUUUAACAUUGGGAACACUAUAAUAAUUCUGCCCACGUUAAUUAAUCAACAUUAAACUGCCUCAAGUUGUUGCUCAGAUUAAAUAAAAUGACAAAACUUUUCUUCUACAUAUAAGAAGUGUAACAUUAAACAGUUUCAAGUCAACUCAUCAUGCUUAAUUUAUUACAGCAUUUGGGAAGCCUGUAGUUGAUUUUUAUUAUGUAAAUGUUAUAUUUUUAUGAUAGCAGGGACCCUGCCAUUCAAAACUAGGCUGCUCCUGUUACGAUCCGCUCCAUUACUAAUGAUUAAUGUAACUAUAGCUGAAAAAAUGGUACAAUAGCAAUAGGAGAGACUAUUCAUCCCUGAACACCAUGGAGUUCAUGUAGGCUUAAUGAUGCAGUUACAUUAUUAUAUCAACGAUCAGAGACAGAAACUCUUCAUUUAACAUAAUGUCCUUUUUUGCUGCUUCAACACAGCUCAAUCAACACAGAAAAAGGUCAAGUGAAAUAACAGACAGACAGGGCUUUGCUAUCCGUAACGCACACACACACACGCCGCAAAAUGAGCUAACAUUACGCUAAAAGCGAAUUAGCCUUCACCUCAAGCCAGGACUGCGAGCGAGCUGAGCUGCCUUUUAUAUUUCUAGAAGGUCAACGGGCUCAUAGUGAUGUUACUAGUAGUUGACUGGGAGGUGUUUAUUAUAAUUUGGGGAGAGUCCGCUGCCUGAUACUUACCUGCUAAACGCUAAGCACUGACUACAUGCGCUCUGAAUACGCACUGCUGAUUGGCUGUUACCGCUCUGUUUGUAACCAAUCAGAUGGUUGUGUGGGUGGGACAAUGCUGGGUGCUGUGUAGAGGACUGACAGAGACAAGAGGCAGAAAGCGGAGCAGCUUGUUAAGACUUUAGCUUAGGCGGCUACUUCAUAUGUUCGCGUGGAAACUCGUUCGGUACACCUCCGAACCGAACCGAAGCCCCCGUACCGAAACGGUUCAAUACAAAUACACGUACCGUUACACCCCUAUAAAGUAUAUAUCUGUUGCACAACACCGCAGCAACAGAACCAACGUUGUAAUAAUCAGGCAGCGUUAACAGAACACAUGAUUUUUACACCAACUGCAACCCCUUUUAAAGUGCAUGCAGAGGUCCAUAUAAGUCACUUUUUUUUACCUGAAAUAAUGCUCUGGAGUGCAUGAGAAAGGGGGAAAAAAUAGCUGUUUUUGACCAAGCUGUCAUUAGUUUUAAAGUAUUAGUAUAUAUAUAGUAUAAAGCAGUGGUUCUUAACCUGGGUUCGAUAGUACCCUAGGGCAGUGGUUCUCAAAUGGGGGUACGCGUACCCCUGGGCGUACUUGAAGGUAUGCCAAGGGGUACGUGAGAUUUUUUUUUAAAUAUUCUAAAAAUAGCAACAAUUCAAAAAUCCUUUAUAAAUAUAAAUAAAAACCUAUCUUUUUUUCCAAAUAGUUCAAGAAAGACCACUACAAAUGAGCAAUAUUUUGCACUGUUAUACAAUUUAAUAAAUCAGAAACUGAUGACAUAGUGCUGUAUUUUGCUUCUUUGUCUCUUUUUUUCAACCAAAAAUGCUUUGCUCUGAUUAGGGGGUACUUGAAUUAAAAAAAUGUUCACAGGGGGGUACAUCACUGAAAAAAGGUUGAGAACCACUGCUCUAGGGGUUCGGUGUGUCGGGCUCAGGGGUUCGGCGGAGGUCAAAACACACCCGACUCAUCGUGUAAAUACAAACUUCUACCUAUCGGCGUAUUACGGAUACGGCAACAGCUGACUGGUUUGCAGGUGUGUAAUUUGUUGUGAGUUUAUGCACUGUGUUGGUUUUGUUCUUUGAACAAGGUGAUGUUCAUGCACGGUUCAUUUUGUGCACCAGUAAAAAAAACAUGGUAACACUUUAGUAUGGGGAACAUAUUCACCAUUAAUUAGUUGCUUAUUAACAUGCAAAUUAGUAACAUAUCGGCUCUUAACUAGACAUUAUUAAGUACUUAUUAAUGCAUUAUUCGGCAUGGCCUUUUUAUAACCCUAACCCUCUAACCCUGACCCUAACCCUAACCAAAUAACUCUAAAUUAAGUCUUUAUUACUUAGAAUAUGUUCCCCAUACUAAAGUGUUACCAAAAACAUAUAACUUUGUCUUGAAUUUGAAAAAAAACAUCAUUUUAUUUUCCACUAAAGAAGGGUUCGGUGAAUGCGCAUAUGAAAGUGGUGGGGUUCGGUACCUCCAACAAGGUUAAGAACCACUGGUAUAAAGUAUAUAUCUGUUGCACAACACCGCAGCAACAGAACCAAUGUUGUAAUAAUCAGGCAGCGUUAACAGAACACAUGAUUUUUACACCAACUGCAACCCAUUUUAAAGAGCAUGCAGAGAUCCAUAUAAGUCACUUUUUUUUUUUUACCUGAAAUAAUGAUCUGGAGUGCAUGAGAAAGGGGAAAGAGCUGUUUUUGACCAAGCUCAAUCAAUCAAUCAAUCUUUAUUUAUAUAGCCCUAAAUCACAAGUGUCUCAAAGGGCUGCACAAGCCACAACGACAUCCUCGGUACAAAGCCCACAAAAGCUGUCAUUAGUUUUAAAGUAUUAGUAUAUAUAGUAUAAAGUAUAUAUCUGCAGCUACAGAACCAAUGUUGUAAUAAUCAGCCAGCGUUAACGGCGGUAUAGCUCGGUUGGUAGAGUGGCCGUGUCAGCAACUUGAGGGUUCCAGGUUCGAUCCCCGCUUCCGCCAUCCUAGUCACUGCCGUUGUGUCCUUGGGCAAGACACUUUACCCACCUGCUCCCGGUGCCACCCACACUGGUUUAAAUGUAACUUAGAUAUUGGGUUCCACUAUGUAAAGCCACUAGAGAAAAAGCGCUAUAUAAAUAUAAUUCAUAACACAUGAUUUUUACACCAACUGCCACUGAUUUUAAACUGCAUGCAGAGGUCCAUAUAAGUCACUUGUGAUUUAUUUAUUUAUUUAUUUUUUUACCUGAAAUAAUGAUCUGGAUUGCAUGAGAAAGGUGUACAAAAUAGCUGUUUUUGACCAAGCUGUCAUUAAUUAUAAAGUAUAUUCAGUGGCCUUGUGGUUAGAGUGUUCGCCCUGAGAUCGGCAGGUCGUGAGUUAAAACCCCAGCCGAGUCAUACCAAAGACUAUAAAAAUUACCUCCCUGCAAGGGUUGGUGGAAUUGGGGGUUAAAUCACCAAAGUGAUUCCCGAGUGUGGCCACCGCUGCUGCUCACUGCUCCCCUCACAAGGUCGAUGGGUCAAACGCGGAGGGUAAUUUCACCACACCUAGUGUGUGUGUGUGUGUGUGUGACUAUCAGUGGUACUUUAACACCGCUGCAACAGAAUCAAUGCUGCAGAAAACUGCCUCGUCAGCAUUAUUGUGGCGAUUAGUUCAUUGUAAACGCACCAUUUUUACACCAGCAACUCAGCAGAAAUAUUUUAAAGCACAGAUAAAAUAUUUUAAAGCACAGAUAAAGGUAGAUAAUAAAUGUUCUUUAUUUUUUUAAUUUUAUUUUUUAACAAUAAUAAUUUAAUACAGACCAGAUGCUUUUGCAGGCCUCACACCUGGCGACUAUAUGAACGAUGAUGAAAUGGAGGCAUGUAUUUACAUGAUGUGCAGUAAACAUGACUCGUACCAUGAAGAAUCAUUUACUCUUAAAACAUGUUUUUAAGAACAAACUGCUGAUCUGUGUCAAGACUUUUAAAAAGUACUCAUUUGAACCUGUUCCUGUGUCUGCCCUACAGUGUUACGCUUCCAGCACAUUCCGAGUUCAUCUGUGUGAAUGCUUGCAAUAUUAAUAGUGAUGGUCCGAGAAAGUGACGAGACGGAGAAGACAAGUUUUAUCCCAGCAGGCACAAGACAUGAAAACAACGUGGAGAACUUGUCCAGUUAAGUCCUGACGGUGAGGAACUCAAACCUAACGUUGAAACAACGUGCUUUUAGACGACGUUUAAUCAAUGUCGGGUUCUGACGUUGAUUUAGCCAUUGAAUUUUGGUCAUUUCCCAACAAAUAUUCUACAACACAAAUACAACAUUAAAACAACAUGCUUUUUGAUGUUUAUUCGAUGAAAUUUGGUCAUUUCCCAACAACCAAAGUGGAUGUGGUAGCGUGGCCGAGCGGUCUAAGGCGCUGGAUUAAGGCUCCAGUCUCUUCGGAGGCGUGGGUUCGAAUCCCACCGCUGCCAACAAUUAUUUUAUUUUUUUUACCAUGAAUUGAUUUACGUGGACUUAAACAAGUUGAAAAACUUAUUGGGGUGUUACCAUUUAGUGGUCAAUUGUACUGAAUAUGUACUGUUCUGUGCAAUCUACUAAUAAAAGUUUCAAUCAAUCAAUCAAUCAAUCCAACGUUAGACAUCAACGUUGUCUCAAUUUACAAUUACGACUAUUUUGCAACAUAACUUCAAGGUCAGUUUUAAAGGACAUGUGCGUAUAAUCAAGGUUGUAUCAAUGUCUCGUGCCUGCUGGGGUUAUUUCAUGAAGGCGCUUUGUCCUCAGCUUCUUAUCUGUUUUAUUGUGUUGAAAUGUGUCAAGUAAA
Messenger RNA from Nerophis lumbriciformis (worm pipefish), 7782 nucleotides. It is a transcript of the gene rasef, whose product is annotated as RAS and EF-hand domain containing. The record is from RefSeq and is a predicted model, not a curated record. Lineage: Eukaryota; Metazoa; Chordata; Actinopteri; Syngnathiformes; Syngnathidae. Gene Ontology annotation, molecular function: GTPase activity; GTP binding; calcium ion binding.